Molecule: messenger RNA, 2066 nt
Organism: Scatophagus argus
Lineage: Eukaryota; Metazoa; Chordata; Actinopteri; Scatophagidae
Product: plexin domain-containing protein 1-like
Exons: 14
Coding region: 264-1715 (483 amino acids)
Source: RefSeq, a predicted model, not a curated record
AUCCUUGUGUCUUUGUAGUCACCAUGGCAACGGGCGAACAGCACUGAGGAGGAGAGAAAGGGUGUAGUUAGAGACGGGGUGGUGUGUGCGUGUGUGUGUGAGUGAGAGAGAGAGAGAGAGAGAGCGAUAUUCAGAAAGAGGAAGAGAGUGACGAGCAGAAGUAGUGCUCAGGGAGAACCGUGUUUGCAAAGAGAAGAAGAAGACGAAGAAGAAGAAGAGAGGAGCCGAGACAAAGCUGUGUUUUGUGUCUUUUGCUGCCCAACAUGUGUUUCAGUUUGGUGAUGCUGUUCCUCUGUCUCUCCCCAUCAGAGCUGGCGAGAGUUUGGGCUCAGCAGCAAACAGAUGACUGGUACAGUGUGAUCACACACCAGCAUGAAGAGUCGACUGGCGGCGACGGUCAUCCUCGCAGAGUCCCGAGGUCGUCUUCAGGCCAUGCUAGGGUGAGCAGGGCCGUCCUGGGUGGAGGAGUAAGCAUCGACACCCUGCCAGACAACAUGACACGUGUAGUGGAGGACUCUGGCAAGUAUUACACUUGGCGUAGCUUUGGCCCAGAAGACCAGCGCACACAGGAACUAUGGGUAGACAUGACUGAUGUCCGCCACGGCCAUGUUAGAGUCCAUGGCAUUCUGUCGAAUUCAUACAAGCAGGCUGUGAGGGUUGCCCUGUCGUUUGACUUUCCGUUUUACGGACAUUACCUGAGGCAGAUUACCAUAGCAACAGGAGGGUUCAUCUUCACAGGGGACAUUACUCACCGUAUGCUCACCGCAACACAGUACAUCGCCCCUCUAAUGGCUAAUUUUGACCCCAGCUUCUCCAGAAAUUCCACUGUGCAAUACCUGGAUAAUGGUGAGGUGUUUGUGGUCCAGUGGGAGCAGGUCAGACUCAAAGGAAAAGAGUCAGAAGGACCCUUUACAUUUCAGGCUGCACUUUACAAAUCGGGAAACAUCGUGUUCAGCUACCAAGAUAUACCUCUGCCAUUAGAUGUGAUCGGUUCAGCUGAACAUCCAGUGAAGGCUGGUUUGUCUGAUGCCUUCAUAGUCAUGCCACCUUCUCCACAAUCACCAGAUGCAAAGCGGCGGACGAUUUAUGAGUACCACCGGGUUGAGUUAGACACGACAAAGAUCACCAGCUACUCUGCCGUUGAGUUCACUGCACUGCCUACCUGCCUGCAACAUGACAACUGUGAGCUCUGCCUUUCAUCCAACCAAACCUCUGGUUGCAGCUGGUGCAAUGUACUCCAGAGGUGUUCAGAUGGCAUGGAUAGACACAGACAAGAAUGGUUGGACUUUGCCUGUUCAGAUGAGAGCAAGGAUGCCACCUGUGAGGAUUACUCCAGAGAUGACAGCUUCACUAGCUCCUCUAUCACACCAGACAUCAGGGAUGUCACCUCUCUGACUCCUCUACAAAAAGGCUGUCAAAGUGACGAUGAGACCAAACAUCAUAUAUUCAACACUGGCAAUGAGGUGAAGAGCGACGAGUUUUCCAACGCCGGAGUGAUAGCCGGUAUAGCAGCUGUGCUCGUCUUACUUUUGGCUCUGAUAGUUGUAGCUCUUUGCAUCAACUACCAUCCUACAACUUCAUCUCCACUUUACCUCAUCCAGCGACGCAAGAACUACUGGCCCUCCUGGAAGUUUCAAAAACAACAAACUGGCUACACAGAAAUGGAGGGAGAAGGUCACGAAAAAGACAGCAUUGUUGAAGCUGGGCCAUGCUGAAACAAUGGAUGGAAACUGUACAAUAUUUGCAUUAAACUGAUUUAUACAAACACUGAAACACUCCAGUUCAACUUUUACAUUCAGUUUAUGAGUUAUCUUCUUUUUUUUUAUCUGACUGUUCAUGACUGCAUUGCAAAAAAGAUGAGAUUGUCGCAACAGCUGAAUGUUAUAUGAUAUUGAAUGAUUUCAUUCAAAAUUUAUAUCUCUGCUGAAAUAAAUGUGGUUGCACCCCACCCUUUUGUAAAAAUCUAAUCGGACGGCAGUAGACUGUGCAGUGCAUGCCACAAGGCUGACAACCUUAGAAAAAUAGAUAAACUGUGCUCUUUUAAAUCAAAUAAAUAAAGUUCUGGG